Oncorhynchus masou masou (cherry salmon) is the source of this 13230-nucleotide messenger RNA. Its product is annotated as CUB and sushi domain-containing protein 1-like. Lineage: Eukaryota; Metazoa; Chordata; Actinopteri; Salmoniformes; Salmonidae. The transcript has 71 exons. The record is from RefSeq and is a predicted model, not a curated record. The coding region runs from base 14 to 10768 and encodes 3584 amino acids.
AAUAACAACGAACAUGACUGCGAUGGGGAAAUUUAAGCAUACCCUGCUUAUUUUUGCAGGUCUGAUUACCGCAGCUAACGGUCAAACUUGUGGUGGUGUUGCACAAGGACUAAAUGGAACGAUAGAGAGUCCUGGCUUUCCCCACGGCUACCCAAACUAUGCCAACUGUACCUGGAUCAUCAUCACAGGAGAACGAAACAGGAUACAGUUGUCAUUUCACACCUUUGCUCUUGAAGAGGACUGUGACAUCGUCUCUAUUUAUGACGGACAACCACAGCCAGGAAACCUGAAAAUGAGGUUAUCUGGCUUCAUGUUGCCGUCACCUAUUGUGAGCACAGGGUCAAUAAUGGCCCUUUGGUUCACAACAGAUUUUGCUGUGAGUGCACAAGGAUUUAAAGCAAUUUAUGAAGUGCUACCAAGUCACACAUGUGGAAAUCCAGGGUUGAUACCAAAAGGAGUAAUUCAUGGAACAAGGUACAACAUUGGAGACAAGAUCCGUUACAGUUGUCUCAUGGGAUAUAUACUGGAGGGACAUGCUGCACUCACUUGUAUUGUGAGUCCAGGUACCGGUGCAUCGUGGGACUUUCCAGCACCAUUUUGUCGGGCUGAAGGAGCUUGUGGUGGGACAUUGAGGGGAACAACAGGGACAAUAUCAAGUCCACACUUCCCCUCAGAGUAUGAGAAUAAUGCAGACUGCACAUGGAGUAUUCUGGCUGAACCAGGAGAUACCAUCGCCCUAGUCUUCAGCGAUUUCCAGCUGGAAGACAGAUACGACUUCCUGGAGAUAAGUGGGACUGAGGCACCAUCAAUAUGGCUGACCGGUAUGAAUCUACCUUCCCCUGUCAUCAGCAGCAAGAACUGGCUACGGCUACAUUUCACAUCUGACAGCAACCAUCGACGGAAAGGAUUUAGUGCCCAGUACCAAGUGAAAAAGGCCAUUGAGCUGAAGUCAAGAGGGGUGAAAAUGCUUCCAAGCAAAGACACAAACCACAAAAAUGCAGUUUUGAGCCAAGGGGGCAUGGCAGCAGACAUUUGUCCAGAUCCUGGGAUUCCAGAGAAUGGGAAGAGGAUGGGCUCAGACUUUCAGGUUGGAGCCAGCAUCCAGUUUUCCUGUGAUGACAGCUAUGUGCUUCAGGGAUCAAAGAGCAUCACUUGCCAGAGAGUGACAGAGACGUUGGCCGCAUGGAGUGACCACAGGCCUAUCUGCCGCACGAGAACGUGUGGUUCUAAUUCAAGAGGACCAAAGGGCUUCAUCACCUCUCCUAAUUACCCUGUUCAGUAUGACAACAAUGCCCACUGUGUUUGGGUCAUAACAGCACUGGACAAUAGGAAGGUUAUCAAGCUUGCCUUUGAGGAGUUUGAUCUUGAGAGAGGAUAUGACACGCUAACAGUGGGGGAUGGAGGGAAGAUUGGCGAUGCCAGGAGAGUGCUCUAUGUGCUGACAGGGUCCAGUGUUCCUGACCUGAUAGUCAGUAUGAGCAACCAGAUGUGGCUCCAUCUACAGUCUGAUGACACCAUCGGGUCCCAAGGAUUCAAGGCUACAUAUGAAGAAAUCGACAAAGGAGGGUGUGGUGAUCCUGGAAUUCCGGCCUACGGCAGAAGAACAGGGGAGCGUUUUUUACACGGCGACAUGCUGACUUUCGAGUGUCAGGCGGCCUUCGAGUUGGUCGGCGAGAGAACGAUAUCAUGCCAGCAAAACAACCAGUGGUCUGGAAACAAACCCAGCUGCGUGUUCUCCUGCUUCUUCAAUUUCACAACCCCAUCAGGAAUAAUCCUCUCCCCAAACUACCCUGAGGAGUAUGGGAACAACAUGAACUGUGUGUGGCUCAUUAUCGCAGAGUCAGGGAGCAGGAUUCAUCUAAUUUUCAGCGACUUUGAGGUAGAGCCCCAGUUUGACUACCUUAUUGUGAAAGAUGACGGGAUGUCGGAGCCCACCACGUUCGGCACGUUCUCUGGGAAGGAUGUACCCUCUCAGAUCGCCAGCAAUGGACACAUCAUGCGCCUGGAGUUCCAGUCUGACCACUCCAACACUGGGAAAGGAUUUAACAUCACUUACACAACAUUUGGUCAGAAUGAAUGUCACGACCCCGGCAUCCCUGUCAAUGGCCAGCGGUAUGGGGAACACUUCUUGUUGGGGAGCUCCGUGCUCUUCACAUGUGAUGAAGGAUUCAUCAAAACCCAUGGGUCUGAGUCCAUAACCUGCAUCAUUCAGGAUGGAAACGUAGUGUGGAAUGCAGCAGUUCCUCGGUGUGAAGCACCAUGUGGAGGACAUUUAACAGCUCCAACCGGAGUUCUGCUGUCCCCUGGCUGGCCAGGAUACUACAAAGACUCGUUAAACUGUGAAUGGGUCAUUGAAGCCAGCAAAGAUCACGCCAUCAAGAUAUCCUUUGACAGAUUUCAGACCGAGGUUAAUUAUGACACACUGGAGAUUCGGGAUGGCCCCUCCAACUCCUCUCCUUUAAUCGGAGAGUAUCAUGGCACUCAAGCGCCCCAUUUUCUCAUUAGCACCAGCAAUUACAUGUACCUGCUAUUCACCACGGACAACAGUCGCUCCAGCGUGGGCUUCCAGAUCCGCUACGACAGCGUUAUGAUGGAAACAGAUUCCUGCUUAGAUCCCGGGAUCCCAGUCAAUGGAAAGCGGUUUGGGAACAAUUUUGCCAUUGGGACCAGGGUGACAUUCAGCUGUGAUCAAGGCUACACGCUGAGCGACGAGAAACCCAUUGUGUGCGAGAGGAACCAUCAGUGGAACCACGCACUGCCCAGCUGUGAUGCGUUGUGUGGUGGUUAUAUCUUUGGUAAAAGAGGAACCAUACUCUCCCCUGGGUUUCCUGAUUUCUACCCAAACUCAUUGAACUGCACAUGGACAAUAGAGGUUUCUCAUGGCAAAGGAGUGCAGCUGCUCUUCCAUACGUUCCACCUGGAGGACUCCCAUGAUUACCUCCUCAUCACAGAGGACGGCAGCUUCACGGAACCCGUGGCCCGGCUCACUGGCUCCGUCCUGCCCCCCUCCAUCAAGGCCGGCUUGUUUGGAAACUUUAGCGCCCAGCUCCGCUUUGUCUCCGACUUCUCCAUGUCCUAUGAAGGUUUCAACAUGUCCUUCUCAGAGUACAGCCUAGAGCCUUGUGAAGAUCCAGGAGUGCCAGCCUACAGUCGGCGAGUUGGGUUCCAGUUUGGAGUGGGGGACUCGCUCAUUUUUUCCUGCUUCCCGGGUUAUCGUUUGGAGGGGGACCACAAGAUCACUUGCCUGGGGGGAGGCCGGAGGGUCUGGAGUGGAGCCCUGCCAAGGUGUGUGGCUGAAUGUGGAACCACUACCGUUGGGAGCGAGGGGGUUCUGCUAUCACCCAAUUACCCAUCCAAUUAUGACAAUAACCAUGAGUGCAUUUACCGCAUUGAGACGGAGGCAGGGAAGGGCAUCCGUGUCACGGCCACUAACUUCCUGCUCCAUGAGGGGGAUUACCUGAAGGUGUAUGACGGGAAAGAUACUUCACAUCGUCUUCUUGGCAAUUUCUCCAAAACUGACAUGUACAAUGUCAUCAUCAACAGUACCUCAAAUCACCUCUGGUUUGAGUUCAAUAGCAACGGCACUGAAACGAACAAGGGAUUCAGACUUACCUACAGCAGUUUUGACCUUGUCAAGUGUGAAGAACCAGGAACUCCGAAUUACGGAUACAAGAUUCAAGAUGACGGCCAUUUUGCAAACACUUUUGUGUUGUACAGUUGUAACCCUGGCUAUACUCUCCAUGGAAGCAGCACUCUGGCAUGCCUAAGUGGAGACCGUAGGGUUUGGGACAAACCUUUGCCUUCCUGUCUAGCUGAAUGCGGAGGCCACAUUGCAGGUGCAAUAUCUGGACGGAUACUCUCCCCGGGUUACCCUGCGCCCUACGACAACAACCUCCACUGUACCUGGUCCAUUGAAGCGGACACAGGCAAAACCAUUAGCCUCCACUUCAUAGUGUUUGACACGGAAGUGGCCCAUGACAUCCUGAAAGUGUGGGACGGUCCAACAGAGGGUGGUAUCCUCCUGAAGGAAUGGAGUGGGUCAGCUCUGCCCGAGGACACCCACAGCACCUUCAACAUCCUAACACUCCAGUUUGACAGUGAUUACUUCAUCAGCAAGUCAGGCUUCUCCAUUCAGUUCUCAACUACUACUGCCAUGACCUGUAAUGACCCUGGGACACCCCAGAACGGGACACGUUACGGGGAUAGUCGGGAGCCUGGGGACACCAUCACCUUCCAGUGUGACCCAGGUUACCAGGUCCAGGGCCUGGCCAAGAUCACCUGUGUACAGCUCAACAACAGGUUCUACUGGCAGCCAGACCCUCCAACCUGUAUAGCUACCUGCGGCGGCAACGUGACAGGCCCUGCUGGGGUGAUUCUAUCACCCAACUAUCCACAGCCCUACCCGCCAGGAAAGGAAUGUGACUGGAGAAUUAAAGUCAACCCUGACUUUGUUAUAGCCCUAAUUUUCAAAAGUUUCAACAUGGAGCCCAGCUAUGACUUUCUGCACAUCUAUGAGGGGGAUAACUCCAACGGCCCAUUGAUCAGCAGCCUGCAGGGAAAUCAGGCCCCAGAGCGCAUCGAGAGCAGUGGCAACAGCCUCUUCCUCGCUUUCAGGAGUGACGCUUCCCUCGGGAUGUCUGGCUUUGCCAUUGAAUUCAAAGAGAAACCCAGGGAGGCAUGCUUUGACCCUGGAAAUAUCAUGAACGGCAGUCGCGUGGGCAUGGACUACAAACUGGCCUCCACAGUGACCUAUCAAUGUAACUCUGGAUAUACUGUUGUUGGACCAGCCACAAUCACAUGUGUUAUCGGUUCAGAUGGAAAACCUAUAUGGGACAAGGUCCUACCAUCGUGUAAAGCUCCUUGUGGUGGUCAUUAUGCUGGGUCUGAAGGCGUGGUACUCUCUCCUAACUUUCCCCAGAACUACACCACUGGUCAAACGUGCUCCUACUACAUUACUGUCUCUGGAGAAUUUGUGGUGUUUGGGCAGUUUGCCUACUUUCAGACGGCAAUGAAUGACUCAGUGGAACUAUUUGAUGGGGCCAAUCAGAAUGCCAGGCUGCUAAGCUCCCUUGCUGGGUCUCAUUCUGGAGAGACUUUGCCCCUGGCGACUUCAAACCAAAUUAUGGUGCGAUUUACUGCAAAGAAUGGUCCUUCCGCCAGGGGUUUCCACUUUGUUUACCAAGCUGUUCCUCGCACCAGUGACACGCAGUGCAGCUCUGUCCCAGAGCCACGGUACGGUAGACGGAUGGGGUCCGAGUUCUCCGCUCGUUCCAUUGUUCGCUUUGAGUGCAACCCUGGGUAUCUGCUACAGGGAUCCAAAGCCAUCAAAUGCAAUGUGGUCCCCAGUGCGCUUGCCCAGUGGAAUGAUACUGUGCCCGCUUGUGCUGUUCCAUGCAGCGGUAAUCUGACAGAGAGAAGAGGCACCAUCCUCUCCCCCGGAUUCCCCGAGCCCUAUGGGAACAGCUUGAACUGCGUGUGGAAAAUCAUUGUCACCGAAGGAGCUGGGAUUCAGAUUCAAGUAAUGAGCUUCGCCACUGAGCAUAAUUGGGAUUCCUUAGAAAUCUAUGAUGGAGGGGACAUGACAGCUCCUAAACUUGGAAGCUUUUCAGGUACAACUGCUCCAGCCUUGCUGAACAGUACCUCCAACCAGCUCUACCUCCACUUCCAGAGUGAUAUCAGUGUUGUUGCUGCUGGAUUCCACCUUGAGUACAAAACCGUUGGUCUCACUGCCUGUCCGGAGCCAGUGGUGCCUGCCAAUGGCAUCAAAACAGCGGACAGGUACAUGGUCAAUGAGGUGGUGUCAUUCAGCUGUGAACCGGGAUACAUGCUGCAGGGCCACUCUCAUAUAUCCUGUAUGCCAGGGACCGUGCGGCGCUGGAACUACCCUCCCCCUCUCUGCAUUGCAAAGUGCGGUGGAACAGCUGUUGACUUGGCCAAUGUUAUUUUAAGUCCUGGAUUCCCUGGCAACUACCCUGGUAACAUGGACUGUACAUGGAGGAUUCUUUUACCAGUUGGAUAUGGGGCUCAUAUUCAGUUCUUCAACUUCUCCUCUGAAGACAACCAUGAUUUUUUAGAGGUGCGAAAUGGGCCGCAGCACAGCAGCUCUCUGAUUGGACAGUUUAGCGGAAGUCAGCUGCCGCCCAACCUGCUGAGUACAACACAUGAGACCGUGAUUCACUUCUACAGUGACCACUCUGAAAACAGGCAGGGAUUCAAACUAGCCUACCAAGCAUAUGAAUUGCAGAAUUGCCAAGACCCUACUCCAUUCCCUAACGGAUAUAUUAUUAAUAAUGACUACAAUGCUGGCCAGUCAAUAACUUUUGAGUGCUUUCCUGGAUACGUUCUGAUUGGACAUCCUGUGCUCACAUGCCAACAUGGAAUCAACAGAAAAUGGAAUCAUCCCUUUCCCCAUUGUGAGGCUCCAUGUGGCUACAAUAUGACAGCUCAGAAUGGCACCAUAUUCUCGCCCCAGUACCCAAAUGAGUACCCUAACUCACAGGACUGCACCUGGCUUAUCACCGUGCCACAUGGACAUGGUAUUUACAUCAACUUCACCCUGCUUCAGACGGAGCCUGUCACAGAUUACAUUGCUGUAUGGGAUGGCCCUGAGCAGAGCUACCCACAGCUUGGGAUUUUCAGUGGUAAUACAGCGCUAGAGUCAGCCUACAGUUCUUUCAAUCAGGUCCUUAUCAAGUUUCACAGUGACUUCUCCACAAGUGGAUUCUUUGUCCUCAAUUUCCAUGCCUAUCGUCUAAAGAAAUGCCCACCUCCACCAACAGUGGAAGAAGCUGAAAUAGUAUAUGAAGAUCAAGAUUAUGAAAUAGGAGACGUUGUGAAGUAUCGCUGCUUCCCUGGAUUUACCCUGGUAGGCAACAGUGAGCUUACCUGUAAGCUCAACUCUCAUCUCCAGUUUGAGAGUCCUCCGCCAACUUGUGAAGCCCAGUGUCCUGCAAAUGAAGAACGCUCCUCCUCAUCAGGAGUUAUCCUUAGUCCAGGUUUCCCUAAAAACUACCCCAACUCUCAGACCUGCUCCUGGGUCAUCAGGGUUCAACCUGCGUACACUAUCUCCAUCUUUGUGGAGAUGUUUCAGAGUGAGAAGCAGUUCGACGAACUUGAGCUCUUUGACGGACCAUCUGGCCAGAGCCCUUUGCUGGUGGCCCUUAGCGGAAAUCACUCCACACAGUUAAACUUUACAAGCAAGACCAACCACCUUUACCUGAGAUGGUCCACUGAUCAUGCAACCAGCAAAAGAGGAUUCAGAAUCCGCUACACAGCUCCUUAUUGUAGCAUUAACGACCCACCUGGAAAUGGAGGGGUGCUUAACCGAACAAGAGAGAUCCCAGGAAGCAAUCUGCAGUACUAUUGUUAUGCUGGCUACAGACUAGUGGGGCCCAGAAAUUCCACCUGCCGGUUACAUCCGAAUGGACUGUAUCAUUGGGAUACCCCAGCUCCACUAUGUCAAGCUAUAUCUUGUGGAAUCCCUCAGUCUCCUGCCAAUGGUUCAUUCCAUGGUUUCCAGUACACAGUAGGAAGCAAAGUUAACUACGAGUGCAAUGAAGGGUACAGGAUGGAGACAAGUUUCUCCACGAGCGCCGUCUGUCUGGAGGAGGGGACAUGGAGCAAUGCUGCACACCCACCUCUUUGUUUACCGAUCCAGUGCCCUAACAUUGAGAGCGUGCUCUCAGAACACAUGGUGUGGCGGCUGAUCUCGGGGUCACUGAAUGAAUUUGGAGCUCAGAUAAUGCUGAGCUGCACUCCUGGCUUCUACCUCGGAGGACAGAGGACAAUCAAGUGCUUAGCUAAUGGAACCUGGGCUGGAAUUGAGGAGAGGUCUACCUGCAAGAUUAUCUCGUGUGGGGACCUCCCCUCUCCUCCCUAUGGCAACAAGAUAGGAACCCUGACUACAUUUGGCGCCACAGCGAUCUUCAUGUGUAAUACGGGAUACACACUGGUGGGGUCACAUGUGAGGGAAUGUGGGGUCAACGGGCUCUGGAGCGGAGUGGAAACCAAAUGUCUUGCUGGCCACUGUGACUCCCCUGAUCCAAUCAUCAACGGUCACAUAAGUGGAGGUGGCUCCAGUUAUCGUGACACUGUUGUCUACCAAUGCAACCUUGGCUUUCGCCUUAUUGGAACAUCGGUUCGGAUCUGUCAACAAGACCACAGAUGGUCCGGACAAGCUCCUGUUUGUGUUUCCAUUACCUGUGGUCACCCUGGAAACCCAGCAAAUGGUCGAACUAAUGGCAGUGAGUUCAACUUGAACGAUGUGGUCAACUUCACCUGCAGCACAGGAUAUCAGUUGCAUGGUGCCUCAAGAGCUCAGUGCAGGAUGAAUGGACAGUGGAGCAACCCUCUUCCAGUUUGUAGAGUGGUAAACUGCUCCGAUCCAGGCUUCGUGGAGAAUGCCAUUCGUCACCCGCAGCAGCGCUUCCCCGAGAGCUUCAACUACAGAACCAGUGUGAUGUAUCACUGCAAGAGGGCCUUCUAUCUGCUCGGCUCAUCACUUCUCACCUGUCAGUCAAACGGCCUCUGGGACAGAUCACUUCCUAAGUGCCUUUCUAUUUCCUGUGGUGAUCCUGGCACACCGCCCCAAGCUAUUAUGUCAGGUAGGAAGUUCACCAACGGCGCCGUGGUCCAUUACACCUGCAGCCACGGCCGAGCACUGAUUGGGAACGCCACGCGCUACUGUCAGGAGGACGGACGCUGGAGCGGGCCACAACCCUACUGCUCAGGCGGUAGUUCCGGGGAGUGUGGUGACCCUGGAAUCCCACCUCAUGGCUCCAGGUUGGGGGACGAGUUCCAGCUGAAGAGCCUGCUGAGGUUCACCUGUGAAGCCGGCUUCUCCCUGAGUGGCUCGGCUGAGAGGACCUGCCUCCUCAAUGGCUCCUGGAGUGGCACCCAACCAGUCUGUGAUGCUAUUUCGUGUGGAAAUCCAGGUACUCCUGCCUACGGGAAGAUUGUCUUCAGUGAUGGAAUAGUGUUUUCAAGCUCCGUGGCAUAUGCCUGCUGGGAAGGAUAUGAGACCUCGGGUCUCACCACUCGCCACUGCACCACCAAUGGCACCUGGACCGGCUCUGCCCUAGACUGCACAGUGAUCAGCUGUGGAGAUCCAGGUCCUGUUGCCAAUGGGAUUUACGUAGGAAAUGAGUUCACCUUCAACAAGACUGUUCAGUACCACUGUAACCCAGGACACGUCAUGGACACUGUCGGUACGUCUGUGCUCCUCUGCACCAAGAACGGGUCUUGGAACCAAACCAAGCCUUACUGUAAAGUGAUCAUGUGUGGCCGUCCUCCGGCUGUUCACAAUGGGAAGGUUGAGGGGUCAGACUUGCAGUGGGGCUCCAGCGUCAUCUAUAGCUGCUUCGAUGGGUACCAGCUAUCCAGCCCUGGAAUCGUUUCAUGUGAGGGGAACGGCACAUGGCGAGGGGAAAUCCCUCAAUGUCUUCCUGUGCUGUGUGGAGACCCAGGCACCCCAGCAGAGGGUUAUGCUGAGGGCAAACAGUUCACCUACAGGUCAGAGGUCACCUUCUACUGUAGGGACCCCAACAUCCUGGUCGGAUCAUCCAGGAGAGUGUGUCAGAUUGAUGGAACUUGGAGUGGAAUACAUCCCUCAUGUAUAGAUCCUGCAUAUAACACAUGCAGAGACCCUGGAACGCCAUCUUAUGGGAUACCAGUCACAUCCCAAGGAUUUGAGGCUGGAAGCAAAAUCUCCUUCAAAUGCCGUAAAAACUACCACAUACUGGGAUCUACGACAAGAACCUGUCUGGAAAAUUUGACAUGGAGUGGUGUGCAACCAGAAUGUAUCGCCCAUGCCUGCAGACAGCCCGAGACGCUGUCUAACAUUGACGUGAAGGCUAUUGAUCUACCAACUCUGGGCUAUACUUUGAUUUAUACAUGUCAGGACGGAUUCUUUCUGGCCGGCGGAUCUGAGCACAGGACAUGUAAACCUGAUGGAAAGUGGUCUGGAAAGCCACCUGUCUGCAAAGUUGGGCCCAAAAUAAAUGGUAAAAAAGGAGUGGAGUCAGAUGUUCAGAAAAACAAGAUUGGUGUUCCUGUAGAUGUGUUUUCUUUAAACUUUGGCUGGACCGGGUUCUAUGAGUACCUUGGAGCAAGAGAAGUUGCCACUAUUACUGUAAAUGGAUUCAAUGCGACAACAAGUAGAGUCAAUGUCACACUUCUGGAUCAGAGCAGAGUGCAGCUUAAACUUGCUGGAACGUACAAGAAGGAGGAAAACCAUUUGCUGCUGAAGGUUUACCAGAUACGUGGUCCAACAGAGCAUCAUUUCAGUAAAUUCAAGAAUGACAACUGGGCAAUGGAUGGCUACGUGACCGCAGAGUCUGACAAGAAAACCUUUGUUUACCAGGGUCAUAUUCAAAGCAAGGACUUUGGGAGAUUUGUACUAACAAGAGGAGGUCUCUUUACAACAGACCUGGAGCCAUCAAAUCCUCCAUACUAUGGCACCAACAGCAGUUCAGUAGCAGCUGCCAUACUAGUGCCAUUCUUUGCCCUUAUUCUGUCAGGGGUUGCAUUUUACCUCUACAAACACAGGGUACUUUCACAAGACACUGAUGACAAUGAGAGACCCAAAGACGUAAUCAGGGCGGGCGGCAGAACAAGACCAAAAGUUCAAUACAAUGGCUAUACCGGUCAUGAAAGCACCAAUGGACAAGCGUCGUUUGAAAACCCUAUGUAUGACACAAACAUGAAACCCACGGAGGCGAAAGCUGUGAGGUUUGAUACAACUCUGAACACAGUCUGCACAGUAGUAUAGCCCUCUUAUCACCGACAUUGGACUGGCUUUUACAGCCAUACCUCUUGUGGUAAGCAGUAUCUUAUUUUUCGACAGAUGCCAAUAUUUCUUUGAACUCAUCACGUUAUAACCUCUCUGUGGAGAAGAUAAAAUACACCAUUUAAAAUCAAUGACAAUUUUAUAUGGACUUGCCACCACAAAAUAAAACGACAACUAUUGGUGUUCUAUGGAGCAGAGAUCAUGUAUGUGGCCAAGAAAAUAAAGCAGAGACGAUUAUCUCUAGGAUCAAGGAGUUCUGCCUUUUAUGGCUCUUUGCAGGAUGAAAGUUGUUUUCAUUCUCCGGUUUUCUUUUUUUCUGUCUUUUUUCCCCCCCAAAGGCCCUCCUUGGGGAAAUACUAAAGUGUCUUGAAAAGCCACAUAAUUGUUGAUAAAAAAGUGUUUUCUUCAGUGAAGAUGUACCACAAAGGAGGAAGCAACUUUGAACGUGUUGCCAGACUUCUCCAAUAAAGGGAACAUAUGCUAUAAACUACAACUGUCUCGCAGGAGAACAUGGCUAUCUAAUCUAGAAACUCGCUCAGCUGUUGUGUUGAAAAACUUUAUCGCACAAAUUUUGCACUAGUGUGUUAUGAAUGGGUAUGAAAUGAGGCAAAAGAGGCAUUUUCAAACUAACUGAAAAAUGACGUACAGGGUUUUUGACCAUUUGUAGAUAAGCAUACAGUAUAUUUCCAUAUCCACAGGGAGCUACUGUUGAUCAAUAGAGAUGCUUAUUUUAUUUUCAAUAUUAGUUUUGCAAAUAAAUGUGUGGAACACCCUCCUUACUUUUUUAAAUGGUUAUAUAAAUGAUUUUUAACUCUGGAGUCACAAAACCAUGCAGCUUAUCUAGAAACAUUUAAAUCCACAAAUAUCAAUUAAGGAGCAACUGGUGUACAUGCAAUCGUGAAUGAUAUUUAAUUUUAUUCACAGAUCAAUAUUACCGAAGAGCAAACUGAUCUGGCUCAUCUACUCUGAAAAAACAGCAAUGCUCAAUAUUGUUGUAUACUGUAAAUUGCAUCAAAUACUUACAGUAUGUAUCAUACAUGUUAGUCAUGAAUGUUUGUUUGUAUUGUCGAUCAUCAGGUUGCUGUUUAUAUUGUAGUUUAUUUCACAUUACCCCAGGCAUUGAACAUUGUCAACAUUCGGAACACUAGACAACAGUUGGCAGUCCUAUCUUGUGGUCUUGCUGCAAAUUUGCUUACGUUUCAAAUAUACCUCUUGCGCAGAAGGACGUCAUUUUUCUACUCUACAGUACUGGAACCAAUAAAAUGUUUAUUUUUCAUAAAUGCUGCCCUUGCUUUAAAUCACAGUUUUAAUGCAGAAGUGUAUUUUUGUUUAAAUGUGCCAUACGAAUAUGCCAUGUUUAACUCAACUCAACUGUUUGACACACAACCUUGUUUUGGUAGGCCUACUUAAGGCAAGGUGGGGAAUCAAGUUGGAUAGCAAUCGUUCUUUAGCAGUGGCAUGAGCUGGUCGUUUAGAAGCUAGUCUUAAUAAUCUGUUUUUCUCCCUUUAUGAUAUGUCCCUCCUAUCCUUAAGGGUAUUGAGUCAAUGAUGAUGAAUUGAACACAGACUACUUACUUACACUCCAGGAAACACUGCCUUAUUCAAUUCAAAAGCUGUCACAGUUACAAAUGACCUAUUACAACGCUAAGGCUACUUGAAUGCAUACAGUACACUGUGAUUCCAAAGUCAUAGAUUAGCUUGUUGUUUUUCCUAAUAAUUUUGGUUGUGCAUGUAUUCACAAAUAAUGUUCAAAACUUACAGUAGAUGAACUAUCUUCGUUUGGCUUUUCGAAAUCUGUUAUCAUAUGCACUUGCUUAGAGAUCACUGCACCAGUGACAAAAUGUGUAUUAUAAUCUUGUGAGAUAUCAGAUUCCAUUUCAUAUCUGUUGUAUUUGUGGCCAUAGUAACACAACUAAAAUUCCCCUGAGUAAGAUGCAUUUUAUGUGUGAAGUAUGUUUGGAAAAUCAGAAGCAUUUUAAUUUCCAUAAUUUUUCUACAAACUAUUUAACUUUUUCCAUUUCAAAUUAAACCUAGUGUUCAUUACACACCUACGCACUAUACGGCAGUGGUUUCAAUAAAUAGGGUUAAGACCGAAAGUAAUCAAAUCAUCCCCUUUCUUUGUAAACAUUUUGAUGUAAGACCCACUGCUUUUAAUCCACAUUUUGCCUUCCUUUGGGCUUGCUGCAAUAACGUUUUUCUUUCAACAUCUGUAAAAUGGUUUCCCAACUAAAGAGGUGUAUAACUGCAUUCAAUUUAAUAUCAUUCCAUUUUACAACAUCGGGAUAUCACGUGCUGCUGACUUGAAGUAGGUGCAAAAGGAAAUGUUUUUGUACAGAAAUAUAUUUUUUAUGAAGAAUUUGUAAAAUUAUUAAAUAUGCUGUACUUUUUUGAUUAAUGUAGGUACAAAACUUGUUAAAAUAAAUGUUUUUACUAUACAAAAUGUA